Molecule: messenger RNA, 1058 nt
Organism: Eufriesea mexicana
Lineage: Eukaryota; Metazoa; Arthropoda; Insecta; Hymenoptera; Apidae
Product: AKT-interacting protein
Exons: 7
Coding region: 172-975 (267 amino acids)
Source: RefSeq, a predicted model, not a curated record
GCACUACGGAGAAGAUGAUUGAAUGAAAAUGUAUAACAAAUGUUAAGAAGUAGCCAGUUAUCUGUUAAAAUUUGUGGAAUCAUGGGACAUAUCUUCAUUAUUUAAAUUUCUUAUUAUCGAUUAUACUUGAGAGUAUAAUAUACUCUCUGUCUUUUAUUUAGUAAGAUCAGUAUGUCAGGAACAAAGGAUGAUAUCAAUAAAGAUGAUAAUCUAAAGAGACAAGGUUCAUUCAGGAAAUUAUUGCCUGUGAACACAAAUGGAGAUUCACAAUUGAGUAUGUCGGUGAAAAUGAUUGACAGGCCAACUGUAUCACAAACAAAUAAAGAAUAUGCAAUUUAUUUACAGGAGUACAAUAUAUUAUCAGAAUACAACAUGUUAUGUUCACAAGAUCUAAAGGGUGUUUAUGUCAUACCAUCUGCUCAAAGUUCCUUGUUAUGGUUUGGUGUACAAUUUGUCCGGCAAGGUAUAUAUCAAGGUGGAAUUUUCAGAUUUAAUAUUACGCUACCACAAAAUUUUCCAGAUGGAUCAUGCCCUAAAGUCAUAUUUCAAACUCCAGUUUUUCAUCCUUUGAUUGAUCCUGAAACUGGAGAGCUUUAUACAUCGUGGGGUUUUCCAGAAUGGAGAAAAAGUAAUAGAAUUUGGCAACUGAUACAAUUUAUAACCAAAAUCCUCACGAAAGUAGAUACUAAAAUGAAUUCUGUAAAUCACGAAGCAUCUAAUUUAUUAGAAAACAAUUUCGAGCUAUUUCGAGAUCGUGUAAAAAAAUGUGUGAGAGAAAGUUUAAACAAUGUUUAUAGUUUACCCACUGUGGAUGAUCCUCACUAUAUUACUUUUAGUCCAUAUGUUAAUGAGCUUCACAACCCCGUUAAGAGAGAAAUUUAUGAGCCCAAGGAAGAAGAAGAAAACAAAGCACUCGGUUUGUCGUGGGUACAACCCGGUUCGUUGCAACCAUUCUCUAAACCUGAAGCAAGAUAAUAAGUAACUCUAGUAGCGCACAGUAAAUAUAAUAACGAAACUACGUACGUCCUUAAGAAAUAAGAGAAUUGUAAAUUUCUAUA